Striga hermonthica is the source of this 3198-nucleotide messenger RNA. The record is from the annotation of a GenBank genome assembly. Lineage: Eukaryota; Viridiplantae; Streptophyta; Magnoliopsida; Lamiales; Orobanchaceae.
AUGGAAUCUGAAGCGGCAACUAAGGGAAAGCCAUUGAAGAACAUUGGUAGCCAAGUGUGUCAGAUCUGUAGUGAUAAUGUGGGGUUGACUGUUGAUGGUGAGCCAUUUGUUGCGUGUGACGUCUGCGCGUUUCCAGUUUGCAGACCUUGCUAUGAAUAUGAAAGGAAGGACGGUAAUCAAUCUUGCCCUCAGUGCAAAACCAGAUACAAGAGACAUAAAGGAAGUCCUGCAAUUCUUAGUGACGGAGAGGAGGCUGGUGUUGCUGAUGAUGGACCUGAUGAUCACCAUUACUCUGAAAAUCAGGCUAACAAGCAGAAGAUUUCAGAGCGCAUGUCGAGCUGGGACAUGAAUUAUGGGCGGGGAGAAGGUUCCUUACCGAAAUAUGAUAAAGAGGUCUCCCACAACCACAUUCCUCUGCUUACCAAUGGAACAGAUGUGUCUGGAGAACUAUCUGCUGCAUCACCUGGACGCCUUUCGAUGGCAUCUCCACCUCAUGGUGGUGGUGGUGGAAAACCUAGGAUUGUGGAUCCAGUAAGGGAGUUUGGAUCCCAAGGCUUAGGCAAUGUUGCCUGGAAAGAAAGAGUUGAUGGCUGGAAGAUGAAGCAGGAAAAACCUGCUGCACCAAUGACUGCGAGCCAUCCUCCUUCUGAAAGAGGAGCUGGAGAUAUUGAUGCAAGCACAGAUAUUCUUAUGGAUGAUUCUCUACUGAAUGAUGAGGCUCGACAGCCACUAUCAAGGAAGGUUUCAAUUCCAUCAUCAAGGAUAAACCCUUACAGGAUGGUCAUUGUCUUGCGGUUGGUGAUUAUCUGCAUUUUCUUGCACUAUCGAAUAACAAAUCCUGUACCCAAUGCGUAUGCUUUGUGGUUAAUUUCUGUUAUCUGUGAGAUAUGGUUUGCCAUAUCCUGGAUUCUGGAUCAAUUUCCGAAAUGGCUUCCCGUGAACCGCGAAACAUAUCUCGACAGGCUUGCUCUUAGGUAUGAUCGCGAAGGAGAGCCAUCACAAUUAGCAGCUGUUGACAUAUUUGUCAGUACAGUCGAUCCCCUAAAGGAGCCUCCACUUGUUACAGCUAAUACCGUUCUGUCCAUUCUUGCGGUGGACUAUCCAGUUGACAAGGUGUCAUGCUAUGUUUCUGAUGAUGGUGCUGCCAUGUUGACAUUUGAAGCCCUGUCAGAAACAUCUGAAUUUGCAAGGAUGUGGGUUCCGUUCUGUAAAAAGUAUAAUAUUGAGCCACGGGCUCCAGAAUGGUACUUUGCUCAGAAGAUUGACUACUUGAAAGAUAAAGUUCAGCCAUCCUUCGUAAAGGACCGUAGGGCUAUGAAGCGCGAAUAUGAAGAGUUCAAAAUUCGUAUCAAUGGACUUGUUGCCAAAGCUCAAAAAGUUCCUGAAGAAGGUUGGAUCAUGCAAGAUGGUACACCAUGGCCUGGAAACAAUACUAGAGAUCAUCCUGGAAUGAUCCAGGUUUUCCUGGGCCAAAGUGGAGGUCUCGACAGUGAGGGUAAUGAGCUGCCUAGGUUGGUUUAUGUUUCUCGUGAGAAGCGCCCGGGGUUUCAGCACCACAAGAAAGCUGGUGCUAUGAAUGCUCUUGUUCGUGUGUCAGCAGUUCUUACCAACGGGCCUUUCUUGUUGAAUCUUGAUUGUGAUCACUACAUUAACAACAGCAAGGCCUUGCGUGAAGCAAUGUGCUUUCUGAUGGACCCAAAUCUCGGAAAAUAUGUUUGCUAUGUGCAGUUUCCUCAGAGAUUUGAUGGUAUUGAUAAGAGUGAUCGAUAUGCCAAUCGCAACACUGUCUUCUUUGAUAUUAACUUGAGAGGCUUAGAUGGCAUUCAAGGCCCCGUGUAUGUGGGCACUGGAUGUGUUUUCAACAGAACAGCUUUGUAUGGAUAUGAGCCUCCUCACAAACCUAAGCAUAGGAAGCCUGGAUUUCUCUCAUCCUGCUUUGGUCGAUCAAGUAAGAAAAGCUCUAAAUCAAGUAAGGGGUCAGAUAAAAAGAAAUCUAGCAAGCAUGUCGACCCCACUGUUCCCAUCUUCAGCCUGGAGGAUAUAGAAGAGGGUGUUGAAGGUGCUGGAUUUGAUGACGAGAAGUCAUUACUCAUGUCGCAAAUGAGUCUCGAAAAAAGAUUCGGGCAAUCUGCCGUUUUUGUUGCAUCUACAUUGAUGGAGAAUGGUGGUGUCCCUCAGUCUGCGACGCCAGAGACUCUUCUGAAAGAGGCCAUUCACGUUAUUAGUUGCGGGUAUGAAGACAAGAGUGAGUGGGGAAGUGAGAUAGGAUGGAUUUAUGGUUCUGUGACGGAAGAUAUUCUGACGGGGUUCAAGAUGCAUGCGCGUGGGUGGCGGUCAAUUUACUGCAUGCCCCCGAGGCCGGCCUUCAAGGGAUCGGCUCCGAUCAAUCUUUCAGACCGUCUGAACCAAGUGCUCCGGUGGGCCCUGGGGUCAGUAGAAAUUCUUUUCAGCAGGCAUUGCCCAAUAUGGUACGGGUAUGGUGGGAGGUUAAAAUGGCUGGAGAGGUUUGCAUACGUGAACACCACUAUAUACCCAGUCACCGCCAUCCCUCUUCUACUCUACUGCACGUUGCCAGCCGUUUGCUUGCUCACAGGAAAGUUCAUUAUUCCACAGAUUAGUAAUGUGGCUAGCAUAUGGUUCCUGUCCCUUUUUCUAUCGAUAUUCGCAACGGGAAUCCUGGAGAUGCGGUGGAGCGGGGUAGGCAUCGAUGAGUGGUGGAGGAACGAGCAGUUCUGGGUCAUCGGUGGGGUCUCGGCUCACCUGUUUGCCGUGUUCCAAGGGCUCCUCAAAGUAUUGGCCGGGAUCGACACCAACUUCACUGUGACGUCAAAGGCAUCGGACGAGGACGGGGACUUCGCGGAGCUUUACAUGUUCAAGUGGACGACGCUCCUCAUCCCACCGACCACCCUUCUCAUUGUUAACAUCGUGGGGGUCGUGGCCGGGGUAUCAUACGCCAUCAACAGCGGGUACCAGUCGUGGGGUCCACUCUUUGGGAAGCUCUUCUUUGCGUUUUGGGUCAUCGUUCACCUCUACCCCUUCCUUAAGGGACUGAUGGGCCGCCAGAACCGCACGCCCACUAUUGUCGUCGUCUGGUCCAUCCUGCUUGCCUCCAUCUUCUCCCUUCUUUGGGUACGGAUCGACCCCUUCACGACCCGGGUCACGGGCCCCGACGUCCAGCAGUGCGGCAUCAACUGCUGA